This is a messenger RNA of Dacryopinax primogenitus, 766 nucleotides long. RefSeq lists its product as uncharacterized. Gene Ontology annotation, cellular component: cytoplasm. Bases 36 to 674 code for a protein of 212 amino acids. NCBI's taxonomy places the organism in Eukaryota, Fungi, Basidiomycota, Dacrymycetes, Dacrymycetales, Dacrymycetaceae. Gene Ontology annotation, biological process: protein import into nucleus. The record is from RefSeq and is a predicted model, not a curated record. The transcript is spliced from 4 exons.
AUACAGCUGGGCAGAACGAGGUCGACCAGAGGGAGAUGGACAUGUUUCAUGACAUGGUGGAAAAGUUCCUGAGGGUGCAUGGCGAUCUUGAACCCGAGAAGCCACUUAAACGACCCGGACGGCCAUCAGCAGUGCCUCAGAAAGCGACAGUCGCAGGUGGAGCAGCGACUUCACUGACAGUGAAGGAGGCAAUUGAUAAAGCGAUUGCUGGACGAGCUAUUCCUGCCCCGGCGGAGGAUGAAUAUGUUUACGAUCUCUUCUAUUUUUCGCGCGAGAAGGCAGCGCAGAUGCAGAUGAUGCAGAUGAUGAAUCAGGGUCAAGUUGCCUCACUGACUGGAAUGUCAGCCGUAUUUGAUGAGAAUGAAGAGUACACGAGCGGAGAGGAGGAAGAUAGCGAGGUUGAUGAAGAUUCCAAUGAUGAAAACUACUACCAAAACGACUACCCUGAAGAACAAGAGGAGGAAGACAACUGGUCCGAUUCUCAAGACGAUCUUGAGCGACGACAGCGCUUCGAGGACGGAUUUUGUCUUGCCGAGAACCGCUGGGAUGAUGAUGCAGAUGCCCUCUCGCGUCCUUGCUUAUCGGGACCAAGGGCUGGUAUAUUCGACCGCUUUGAGCAAAGGCAGAGUAAUAGCUAUAAUGAAGAUCACGAGGGAGGAGCGGUGGACUAUUGAGAUGCGAUAUGUAUGAAUGUCUUGAUAAACUCUUCCUAUGGUGAUCAUGUAUGUCUAUUACAAUCCGUGUCUGUCGGUGCCGUGGCAGGAUA